AUGGCAAUCGUCGCGAUGCCGUCGCUCUCGACCAACAAAUCCAUCAUCCCUAAAAGGCCGCAGAUGGGCAAGAUCAAAUCUUGGUCCGCCGGACUGGGCGCCAAGCUCUCGGGCAACAGCGGCGACAAGCAAGACAUCGCCUCCGAGGUGGAGCAGCGCAAGAAGGGCAUCGACAGCCUCUACACUUCCACCGAAGCCUAUUGGUCGUACCUCGGCAAGAAGAAGCCUGUGCCCUUCGACACCUCGUCGCUGCCUGUGGACGACGCUUCCUCGGUGGCGAGCAAUGCGGUCUCCACCAAACCUGAGGGCAAGAUGCUGCCCGUCGAGGCACUCGGCCUCGCCAUGGCCUCGUUCGGCGCCGUCUUUCCAGAGGGUUCGCCGUACGGCGCCUGCUUGGGCCUUCUCGGAGAGGCCCACGCCAAGCUCGGUUUCCUUCAGACCACGUUCACCAAGGACACGUCGCACAUUUUCCUAGCACGCAUCGCGCGCUCCAAGGCCACGCUCGACUCGUUCACCGCCGCCCUCAAGAAGCUUGACAGCGCUACGGCACGGCUCGAGUCGGCACAGUCCAAGGUGCAGAAGAGCAAAAAGGAGAAGCGCGAGCUCGAGGAGGAGCUCCGUCUCGCCAAGGCCGCCUAUGACGAGGCUGUCACCGACGUCGAGGCUCGCGGAGAAGCGAUCCAAGACGCAGAAUACGACGACUGGCAGUGCCUCACCACCUACAUGCAGGCACAGCUCGACUACAUCGGCCAGGCGCAUGCGGUCAUGGAGCAAGUGAAGGCCAUGUGGGCCGAUGCGCCUGCACCGUCCCGCUCGGGAGCUUCGACCCCACUCACUCGCCCGCGCUCCAUGUCUGGACCCAAGCUUCGACCAACCAUUUCGCGUCGCUCGUCCGCCAAGGACGCCGUCGACAUCUCGACCUCCUCGAGCCGAUUUGCAUCUAGAUCGUCGCUCAGUCUCGCCGGCAGCGAUCGACCUUCGUCAGCUACCGACGACUCAAAGCGAGACAAAGACAAGGAGCAGGACAAGGAGAAGGACAAGGAGAAGAAGAAUCGCCUGCGUAUGCCCUCGUUCAGCGGCGCUGGUGACACCGUCGCUUCUGUGGCUUCCGGCAUUGGGUCGUUUGGACGCGCCAAAGGAUCCACUCUCUUCAGCUCCAACGGUGAAGCGUCUAGCACCGACAAGGAGCGCGAGCCGAGCAAGUGGAACUUUAUGGCUCGCUCCAAGAAGGAACCCGGGUUCGUCUCGAUGGACCACGCCGACAAGGCGCAGACCAACGAUGACGACAACCAAGCGGGUCGACCCCCGGCCCUGCCCGCACGCGACUACGUGCGGCCGUCCGUGUCCGCGCAUGACGUUCACCUGGGCGAUCACGACGGUAUCGCUGCCAAUGGCCAUGGCACUGCCUCGCCUGACUUCAGGCUUUCUCGCGCCGACUCGGACGACGAAGACUACGGUCGGGAUCACGACGCAUCUCCCUUUUCGCCCGACGCGGAUGCGAUGGACUUCUUGGAUGUCCAGCGCAACCGCUCCACUCACGACACCAUCCAUGAACGCGGAGAGUCGCAGCUCAGCGCCGAAGUUAACAUGAUGGACAGCGCGUUUCUGGGACCAUUGGGGGCGCUCCAGCCACACUCACUGUCGCUCAAUCAUACGGGGCUGUCGGCGUUCUCGGAUGGUGCUGAUCCAUUUGGAGGGUCUGCGAUGUCGCCGCAGCAGACGGGUGGACGGUUCGACGAGUCAGAGGCGUCCACGGACGAUGAAGAGGAACGUCAAGGCCUCACGUCCGGCAGCAUGGUCGAUAGUACGGGCGCAAGGAGGCCCGGCAUGCAGCCUAGUUCGUCGUGGGUGUCGUUCAAGGGCGCUUCGAGCACAGCGAACGGCGCGACGAAUGGAGUUUCAGGUACUCCUUCCCAGCGCGGACCUCCGCCGCCGAUCCCUCCCAGCUCUUCCUUCCUUUCCAGGUCCAAGGCGAAGCUGGCUCCUCCACCGCCUCCCCUGCCUACCAGAAACAGCUCCUGA
Messenger RNA from Moesziomyces antarcticus, 2022 nucleotides. RefSeq names its product bar domain protein. The coding region runs from base 1 to 2022 and encodes 673 amino acids. Lineage: Eukaryota; Fungi; Basidiomycota; Ustilaginomycetes; Ustilaginales; Ustilaginaceae. The record is from RefSeq and is a predicted model, not a curated record. Gene Ontology annotation, molecular function: SUMO transferase activity; protein binding. Gene Ontology annotation, cellular component: synaptonemal complex; cytoplasm. The transcript has a single exon. Gene Ontology annotation, biological process: protein sumoylation; reciprocal meiotic recombination; homologous chromosome pairing at meiosis.